AUGAAAAUAGUUGACCCCGUGGACUCGAUUCUAUCAAAUAUUAUUCCGUGUGUCCUUUUCCCAAUCGCUACACUUUUUUUGGUGAGAGAGAUUUGGAAAUUCAGCAAAAAUCAGCAACGAAUCGCAUCCUCCAGAAAAAUGUUUGAAUCACAUAGGACCACAAAAAUGGUUUUCUUCUUCGCGGUUACAUAUUUCAUAUCUGGUUUUCCUUGGGGAGUCCUCUCAGCAUUAAACCCGUAUUACAUUGGCGGGAUACCUUUAGUCGAAUCCAUUAUUACUUGUCUUCUUUGGAUCUUCGGUUCCGUUUUGAUUUUAAACACAGCAACUCAUUUUUUCGUUUGCAUGAUGAUGUCAACUGAAUACAGAAAAACAAUGCUUUCAGUGAUUCGGUGUGGGAAAGAGAAAUCCAGCGUGGGAGUUGUUGGUGCAUCUUCAAGUGUUGUGGUAUCAUUCUGA
Molecule: messenger RNA, 456 nt
Organism: Caenorhabditis briggsae
Lineage: Eukaryota; Metazoa; Nematoda; Chromadorea; Rhabditida; Rhabditidae
Exons: 3
Coding region: 1-456 (151 amino acids)
Cellular component (GO): membrane
Molecular function (GO): G protein-coupled peptide receptor activity
Source: RefSeq, a predicted model, not a curated record